UUUCAACACUACUAUAUAACAAAUAAUUUGAGCAAGUAGAGCCUGGAGGCAGAAUGCCGGUACCCGCAACAGUGGAACCUGCAGCUGCCGUAGCUCCUGUGGGAGGUGCGGUGGCAGCGGAAGGGCAACAGCCUGAACAACAGAACACCUGGAAAAGUAUGCUGUGGAGGUUUAUUUCGAUGUACAUCAUGAUCAGUGUGAUCCCCUCCUUUUUCCGUGGCAAGUCCCCGGUAGCUACCCCAGAUGGUGUAGCAGCUCCUGGGCAGGCUUCUAACAUGUGGCCCUCUGGCACUCCCUUCGAGCUGUAUGUGUACACCAGCACGGAAGAUAGCUUCAACCUGAUGAACAGUAGUCUGCUGUGUCACUUUGCCGCUCUCAAGAUGGGUGAGUGGUACGACGGAGAGGAGAAGAACGGACAGAGGAACUUCCAGGCUAUUAUUCCAGCUAGUGUUGAUCUACAGAAUAACGGUACAAUGUACCUGCAUUUGGUGGCAGCAAGGAAUGAAGCUCAAAUAAACCCCCUACACCCGAAACACAAUAAACACGAUGUGGUUGUCACAUCUAGAAUGUGGACGAGAUUCAAGAAACGUAAGAUAGAGUCCACCACGAAUCUCCUUACUGGAGAAACUAAAAACAAGAUCGAGGGAGCUGAAGAUGGCGAUAUAAUCUCCUACUGGCAUCCAAACCUAACAAUAUCAAUGUUAGACGAUCAAAGAGUGUGGCCAGCAGGUCAACCCAUUCCUCCGCCAUUCGAUAAGUGGAUAGACAUAGAUAUGGAGGUUAUGCAAUAUAAGCCUGUCUUAUACAUCAACGACUACUGGGAUCUAAAUUCCGAUCUCGUCCCAAUCAACGACACCGUCAAGGAACUGGAAUUGAACGUUAACUAUGCUCCAAUUUCUGUGUUCUACUUCCAAAUAUACGAAGCCCAGAAGAUGCAGAAACAGUGGAACAGUAUGUUAGGUGUUGCAGAGGCUAGCGAUGAAGAGAAUGAUAUUGUUAAGAGAACAAUGUUGGAAACAAACCCUUACCUACUCGGUGUUACAAUUGUUGUCAGCCUGGUUCACACUGUCUUCGAGUUCCUUGCUUUUAAGAACGAUAUACAGUUCUGGAAAUCCCGGAAGAGUCUGGAAGGUCUAAGUGUGAGGAGUAUCAUAUUCAACAUCUUCACUCAGCUGAUAGUAGUGUUGUACGUUCUGGACAAUGACACCAAUACUAUGGUCGCUAUUUCAGUCUGUAUUGGUCUUGUUAUUGAAGGAUGGAAGAUCACUAAAGUCAUGGAUGUCUCGGUGGAUAUGUCUAACCCUGUGUUAGGAAUCAUACCAAGGGUUACUAUCAAAGACAAGAGUAGUUAUGCUGAGUCCCCAACUAAAGCAUACGACAGGUUAGCGUUCAAGUACCUGUCGUGGGUGCUGACCCCUCUGCUGAUUGGGUACGCUGUGUACUCACUGCUGUACGAGGAACACAAGGGCUGGUACUCCUGGACGCUCUCUAUGUGCUACGGAUACCUCUUAUUGUUCGGGUUUAUCAUGAUGACACCCCAACUGUUUAUCAACUAUAAGAUGAAGAGUGUGGCUCAUCUACCUUGGAGAAUGUUGACAUAUAAAGCUCUCAACACAUUUAUAGAUGACCUGUUUGCGUUUGUUAUCAAGAUGCCUACUCUCUACCGACUGGGAUGCUUUAGAGAUGAUAUAGUAUUUUUCAUUUACCUGUACCAGCGGUGGGCGUACAGGGAGGAUCCUAACAGAGUCAACGAGUUUGGGACGAGCAAAUCUCACCCUGAGGGUGUUCCUGAACAAGCUGAUAUUACUAGUGAAGGAAAAGUAAUAUUGGCGGCGGAUGAAGGUGAAGAAGUCGCAGCAGAGCCGAAAACCGUCGAGGAAAAGAAAACUGAGUAAACAGCCAGUAUAAUGAAAAUUGUCGGAACAGACUAGGACACAGACGCGAUUCGCGAACUAUCAACUAUCAGCUCGUAUUUUAUGCAAUUAUAUAUGCAUUAAAUAUUCUCUUAAACGGUUCCAGAGUUUAAGUGGAUUGCACUGUCUUUUGUCUUCAGACACAGGGUCGGUUUUAUUGUGAUACUGGUGUAAGAUUUCAGAUUAAUUAAUAUCGCAAUUGCGUAAGAUGAUUAUAAUGUAUGAUGUUAAUUGUUAUCUGUAUUUUCUCUAUAUUUUUUUGCGAAAUGCAAGUUUUGUUAUUCAGAAA
This is a messenger RNA of Bolinopsis microptera, 2202 nucleotides long. Its product is annotated as putative lipid scramblase CLPTM1. Bases 54 to 1895 code for a protein of 613 amino acids. The record is from RefSeq and is a predicted model, not a curated record. Gene Ontology annotation, cellular component: membrane; endomembrane system. NCBI's taxonomy places the organism in Eukaryota, Metazoa, Ctenophora, Tentaculata, Lobata, Bolinopsidae. The transcript is spliced from 16 exons.